Messenger RNA from Chaetomium fimeti, 589 nucleotides. RefSeq lists its product as uncharacterized. The coding region runs from base 88 to 402 and encodes 104 amino acids. Lineage: Eukaryota; Fungi; Ascomycota; Sordariomycetes; Sordariales; Chaetomiaceae. The transcript is spliced from 3 exons. The record is from RefSeq and is a predicted model, not a curated record. Gene Ontology annotation, biological process: mitochondrial respiratory chain complex I assembly.
CCGACAUCACCAGCGAGUGACAUUGGCAUCGCAUUGGGCGGCGCACCUUGACUGCCAAAUCGCACCCAAGCUUUGACACAGCCCACCAUGGCCUCUGGAUACGGCUUGAACGGGGGCCCGUCCCGCUGCUUUCCUUUCUGGCAGGAGCUUCUCUCGUGCUACGUUGUCAACAGCUCCGACGAUGACGACUCGGGCAAGAAGAAGUGCGUGCCCGCCAUGGAGGACUACUACGAAUGUCUGCACCACAGGAAAGAGGCUGCGAGAGUGAAGAUGCUGCAAGCUGCUUACCGACAAUCCGAGGCCAAGAAGCUGCAGGAGAACCCCCCAACCGCUGGCCAAAUACGGAAUCUUGGGUUGCUGGACAAGGAGGACGACACCAAGAAGGUGCUGGGGACGAACUAGAGCAGGGCCGCCGACAGUGCCGUCUCGACCCGACUCUGUGGAUAUCCGGUCACUGUGUGGACGCCGCCGUUAACUGUCUAGGCAGAGAGGUUGGCGGAAUUGAAUGACCAUCGUUUUGAGCCAGCCAUGCGGGUCCAUUGAUGUCCCUCUGAACAUCCGGCUCGGAUGCUAAGUGCUUUGUGACAGA